Hyaloscypha bicolor E is the source of this 3426-nucleotide messenger RNA. Its product is annotated as ankyrin. The record is from RefSeq and is a predicted model, not a curated record. The transcript is spliced from 4 exons. Gene Ontology annotation, molecular function: protein binding. NCBI's taxonomy places the organism in Eukaryota, Fungi, Ascomycota, Leotiomycetes, Helotiales, Hyaloscyphaceae. The coding region runs from base 118 to 3420 and encodes 1100 amino acids.
CCGUACCCCAUCAAAUACCCCAAAUUUGUCCUUUGUUUGAGUCACGCUUGGGUAGACAUAAUCUAGGAAUCUGUGAGUCUACGUCCUCGGAGGUUGCUUCUCCAUCAAAGAAGCGCAAUGCCACCAGCAACCACAAAACCUCCCUCCCUGGAAGAAUGGGAAGCACACAAAUCAACACUGCAGCAACUUCGCCACGAAGGCACGAAACUCGAAGAUAUCAUGAAGCAUAUGGAGUCGAAAUACAAAUUUGUUGCAUCAAAAAACCAAUACCAAAGGAAGUUCAAAGAGCCUCACUGGAACUUCACCAAGAAUGUUAAUAGUGCGAGCUGGGAAUAUAUUCUAUGCAAGGCGGCAAAGCGUCAACGCUUUGAAAAGCCGACAGAAGUCACUUUAUUUGGUCAAGAAAUACCGGAGAAGAAAAUCAAAAAGGCGAGGUAUCAAUUUACGAUCAUUGAGCUAAAAAGGAUCCAAAAUCUUUCGCCUGCCCCACCAACCCCUGAGGGCAUCUCUGUUCACACUCCUCCCGCUGAGGCACCGCGUAAUACGGAACAGUCACUAGUCGCGGUCAAUACGCCCGGCCCCGUUACCUCUAUACGAACUGCUUCCCAAGAAGAUCUAGCACAAGAUGCUGAGGAUGAUACUAUCACUUUUCUUUUAAAUUAUCCCUACAAUGAGGCACAAAGCAAUGGAGCAUUGUGUCUCGUAAAAAGAAGACAGAUCCCAUACCUCCAGUGUUUGGAUUUGUUUGAUUUGCUGGACUUGAACCAUACUCCGCAAACUCUAUUCCGACCGGAUUUCUUCGAUGCUAUGUGGUCUGACUUCUGGGAUCCCUUGAAGUCUUUUGAUUGUCUUGAUACAGAAUAUGAAGCGAGUUUACUUUCGGCGGGCACACCAUUAGAAACAUCUGUGCAGCUUUCGAACGAAUGGCAUAAUACCCAGAUCAUUGGCUCCUUCGCACCACUUCUCGUUAGCCACGCUCUGAAUCCUCUAAAUGCUCGGAAUGAAGACGCUUUAGACCAAUUGAAGAGACUCGAGCGAAGGUUACCAGAAAUGCUAGCAAAUAUGCCGGAAAGAAAACCAGGUGAAAGAGAUUUGACUAUCGACACCUUACUUGGACCUCCCCAACCUUCGGCCGGCCUCUACCUAAUUGAAGUUAUCAUAUAUUUGUGUUCUAAUAGUCUACUCAAUGGGUCCACUGUCGAAUACAAUCAAGCUAUGCACUGGAUAGCGGACAAUGUUCCACUUCAAAGCAUGGGAACUCUCCUGCAAAAUAACUCGCCAACCCUUCAAGCAUUUCGGUUUCAAUUGCUCCGUUUUGGAGUGCAGACUGGGCGGGAGAGCUUUGUACAAGAUCUUCUACGUACGGAUAACGGCCUGAAGGACUUCGCGUUGCGCUCUACGCAGCUAUUGUCUGAGGCCGUCAAAAGCAAUAACGAUGAGAUGAUGAAAUUGCUUUUGAAACUUGGACUCGACGUCUUGAGAUCUAAAAAUUUUGAAAGUACAAAGGGGAGACUGCUUCGAGAUUGCACGUCGAUUAGUAUGUCAAAGUUACUUUCCAAAGAAGUAGCGGUCCCUGUCUCAAAAGAUUCUAGCGUCAAAUCGAUUGGCGAUUCCGCUCUUCUAUCAGCGAUUCAGAGGAGAGACAUUGAGAUGGUCCAAUUUCUGAUCAAGGCUGGCGCAAACGUUAAUGUUUUCGUCAACGAUGGGUGGGGCAAUCCUAAGGUCUUUUUUGAUGAUGACGAUUGGAGUAAGGACUUAGUCGACGAACGUUGGGGUAGAGUGACAGCAUUGAGCCUUGCGGUCGUUAGCGGCCAGACCGACUUGCUGCGCCCCCUCCUGGAAAGCAACGCAGAUGUUCAUGUUCAAGCGGCGUUUUACGAUUACCUUUUCUCCGACAAGACCUUUGAGGAGUAUAUGUCUUUCAAAGCGAGGUCUUUCCUCGGGACUGCACUCCAGGCAGCUGCAGCAAGAGGCAAUACCGAGAUGGUGCGAAUGUUGCUCGAGAAAGGAUCAAACAUCAACGAGCGACCACAAGGACCGAACGGAAGAACAGCACUUCAAGCAGCAGUGGAAUCCGAAUGUAUCGAAGCAGUGAGAUUACUUCUGGAGCAUGGUGCAGAUGUGGACGCCCCCACGACGAACUCCGGACCCCCUCGAACAGCUUUAGUAACAGCGGCGGAGAGCAAAAAUCUUGUUCUGACCAAGCUUUUAUUAGAUUUCAACGCAGACGUGAGCGCUCUGGCUUUGAGUCCUGAUGCUGAAACCUUGAUGACGGUGAUUGAAACAGCGAAAGCACAGGAAAGUCGCCCAGAUAUUGUUGGAGUUCUUGAAUCCGCAGGUGAUUCCGCAGUGAUUUCCUUUAAAAGGAUUCAACUGUGCCAUGCUAUUCAAACAGGCGAUGUUGCAAUAGUCCGCCAUCUUAUAAAUUCAGGGGGAUGCGUUGACACCAGACCUGUGGAAGAGAUUUGCUGGUUCCAACUGCCCGGAGACGAUGACUUAAUGGGAGACAAAUAUAGAGACAGGCCUGAGCCAUGGAAAGUACGGAAAAUGCGCUCAGUAUCCGAAAGGGCUACAAUGCUGCACAUGGCAAUCACCUCACAAACAAUAGUCGACUCGUCGAUGUUCAUUUAUCUGUGCCAACAAAUCGAUGGCUUAAGAGAACAACACUCGGAAGAUAAUCUGGAACCAGUUCUUCAUACUGCUUUAAAAUGGGAUCUUGAGCCAUUUUUUCAUACUGCCGUAAGAUGGAGACGAUUUGACCUAGUGGAAUUCUUGCUCGAGUCUGCCAUUAAUGUUGACACGUGGUGGAAAUAUCACAAAGGCAUCAAAGUUACUGCCUUGAAUUUAGCAGCAUGGUCAGAUGAUGUUGAGAUGGCGCUGCUGCUUCUGGAAAAAGGUGCAGCCAUCAACUAUGACACCUCGGCGGAUGAAGAAUUACCCCUUCAAUCUUCUCUGAAACUGGAUCACUUGCCCAGAAUAAGUCAAAAUUUCAAGGUUACCAGACUUCUUCUAAGCCGUGGUGCGAUUGUGCAUUGGCCAUUCAGUGGAGAUGAAGAUACACCAUUGGUGAUCGCUGCUGAGAAUGGCAAGCUGGACAUGAUCCGCAUACUUUUAGAACAUGGAGCACCAGUAAAUCAUCACUGGAAACGCAAUAUCACACCUCUAAUGGCUGCUACGAGAGGACGUCAUCUGGAGGCGGUAAAGCUUUUACUGGACAAUGGUGCCCAUGCAAACCCGCCUGCUUUUGACCAUGGUUUUUAUUCGGACCGAGGAACAGCUCUUCAAUUCGCCGCGAAGGACGGAAGUUUUGCAAUCGCUCAGCUUCUACUUGAAAGAGGCGCCAAUAUUAAUGCUCUGGGGCCAGAGAGCACAAUUUAUGGAAGAAAUGCUCUUGAGACAGCCGCUAUGCACGGCAAGUAAGAUAUG